Molecule: messenger RNA, 462 nt
Organism: Naegleria gruberi
Lineage: Eukaryota; Heterolobosea; Eutetramitea; Acrasida; Naegleriidae
Exons: 1
Coding region: 1-462 (153 amino acids)
Molecular function (GO): protein binding
Source: RefSeq, a predicted model, not a curated record
AUGAUGCAAAUUUUUAUUAAAACUCUCACAGGCAAGACAAUUACUUUGCAAGUAGAGUCAAUCAACCAAACAAUAGAAAAUAUCAAAUCCAAAGUUCAAGACAAGGAAGGAAUUUUAACAGAUUACAAACUCUUCUUUGCAGGUCAACCAGUACAUGAUGGAAUGCUAACAGAUUACAAUAUUCAGAAUGAUUCAACUCUGCAUUUAGUGUCAGGAUUGAGAGGUGGUGUUCAAAUACUUGUCAAGACAUUGACUGGUAAAAUUCUCACUUUGGAGGUUGAAUCGAAUGACACUAUUGGAAAUGUUAAAUUAAAGAUUCAAGAUAAGGAAAAUAUUCCACCAGAUCAACAACGAAUUAUAUUUGCUGGUAAGGAAUUGCAGGAUGGAAUCACCUUGUUGGAUUCUAAUGUUAUUCAAAAAGAUUCCAAUCUUCAUUUGAUUGUUAAGGCUAAAGGUGGCUAA